AGAAGAAGAAGAAGAGAAACGGUGGGAAAGGGUUGAAAGCGCUGAAAUCCCGUCACAGUUUUUCAGCUGCAAUGGGAAGGAUGUAGUCCCGAUUUAGCUGACUGUGUCGGGCAUGGGAAAGUGGAUUACUGCGUUUUCUGACACCCGUGGACCGCGUAGAGAGCUCGCGUUUGGAUUCUAACCAUGCCAAGUAUGGAAACCGCACCAUCACGCACGAGUUUAAAGCCACUGCAGGGAGUGCUCGAGAUGCAGCGUCGAGGCUAGAGGCAGCGGCCGAGUGAGCGCGAGGCAGCAGGGAAGCCCCUCUGGAUGAGCCAGUCACAGGCACCCAGCCGCACAGUACAGGAAUAUAACCACUUAAUAUGUCAACAGAGGCCGAGCUCCAGCCUGCUGCCAGACCCAGCGUCAAAAAGGAUUCCAAGAGGAGAGGGCAGGACCGCACUGAGGCAGCUCUGAUAAAGCGAUUUAAAGGGGAUGGUGUCCGCUACAAGGCCAAGCUCAUCGGCAUUGAUGAGGUCACUGCCGCAAGAGGAGACAAGCUCUGCCAGGACUCAAUGAUGAAGCUAAAGGGGAUCGCAGCUUCAGCACGCUCGAAAGGCGAACACAAGCAGAAGGUUUUUCUUACAGUGUCCUUCGGUGGGAUAAAGAUCUUCGAUGAAAAGUCAGGGGUUCUUCAGCACCACCAUGCAGUUCAUGAGAUUUCCUACAUUGCAAAGGAUAUCACGGACCACCGGGCUUUUGGCUACGUAUGCGGGAAAGAGGGGAACCACCGAUUUGUAGCCAUCAAAACGGCUCAGUCUGCUGAGCCGGUGAUCCUCGACCUCCGUGACCUUUUCCAGCUGAUCUACGAGAUCAAGCAGAGGGAAGAGAUUGAGAAAAAGGCUCAGAAAGACAAGCAGUGUGAACAAGCAGUUUACCAGGUCCCUACCAGUCAACAAAAGGAGGGAGUGUAUGACGUCCCAAAGCGACAUCCAAAUGAACAUAAUGGCCAGACCAAACUGCUGGAUCUAGAUGCUGAACUAGUGCUGUUCCCUCAGAAUAUUCACCAAUUAGAGCUUUUUGGAGACAUGUCUACUCCUCCUGAUAUAACCUCUCCCUCAACCCCUGCCUCUCCAGCUACGGUUCUAGACCCGACGCUGCUUCACCAGCCCCCCUCAGAGCUGUUUGCUGCAUUCAACCCUGCCUCUGUGCCUGCCUCAGGUUACGUGACAAUGGGAGCAGUGCCCCCGGGCUGGGCACAGCAGCAGUUCGCAGCCCAAGCACCGCUGGCAUUCGGAGUUCAGUCACCAGUUCCCAUGGCUCAGGUGUUACCUGGUGGGCAGCCGCUAAUUUGGGGCCAGGCCAACCUCUUCCCCGCCAUGCAGCAGCAGUGGGCAGCUAUGGCCGGAGCCCACUUCUCACCUGCUGCCUUUGUCCCUGCACAGACCAUGGGACCACUCCCAGCUGCAAUGUUCCAAGCACUGGCACCCAUGCAAAUGGCGGCAGCAUGUCCCACUGCUGGUCCUUCCCCAGGCACACCAACCGCAGGCACCUCAGCUUCCACGGCAUCUAGCCCUCAACAUGGCGAGCACUCAUUGCCUGGACAUACCAAGAUGAACAAGGAGAUGUUCAAGGACUUCCAGAUGGCCAAGCCGCCACCCGGAGGUACACGUAAGAGUGAGCAGCCCAGUCUGGCAUGCACCACAGACGCUUUUACUAGCUACUUCAGUAGGGUGGGACUGGCACAGGACAACGAUGACUGUGACGACUUUGACAUCUCCCAAAUGAACCUGACGCCCGUCACCUCCACCACACCCUCCACCAACUCACCACCCACACCAGCCCCUCACCAGAGCUCACCGUCUAAAGCGUCAUCGCAGGCCAGUGACCCGCCCACUGAUGACUCGUUCGGGGAAGCAGAAGGCAGCCCCAGCCGCAGCGGCGAGGAAGACGCUGGGAAGGACCCUCUCUACGCCAAGAUCUGCAAAGGGAAGAAGUGAAGGAUCAUGGGAGGACUGCACACAUCUGAACACUGCUCAGGGUGGAGCAAGAGACCAAACCCUUAGAGCGACUAUGGGUGUGGAUGUGGGUGUGUGUGUGUGGAUGUGGGUGUGGGCGCAUAUGUGUGUGUGAACAAGAGAACAAAAAUGUGAGUGAAAUGAAGAGAAAGAGAAGUGACGGGCUGAUGACUGUGUGUGUGUGUAUGUGUGUGUGGUUGCAUGAGAGUGAAUGGUAUUCAGAGCUCACCUGUGAUGGAUCACUCCAGCCUUCUUGACCUUCAGUCCCCCUCUGGUUCUCACUCUGUGUGGAGAAGUGCAGACUGGACGCUCCUCUCUUCUAUCUGUCCUUCCAUUGAGCUCUUUGUCGCACAGUGUUUCAUACACUCAUAAACUGAACAUGGAAUAUUAGAUACAGCUGAUGAUGAUGAUGAUGAUGAUGAUGAUGAUGAUGAUGAUCUUCACACUAUUGUUCACUAUGUGUCAUUCCUUUGAUCUCUGUUUCUGUCUCAAUCUCAUACCAUCUAGCCAAGGUAGUAUGAGUGCAAAGUCUGAGAGGUGCCACAUUCCACUGUACACACACACACACACACACACACACACACACACACACACACACAAAUAUACUCCCUCACUUAAGUGAGAGUUCAAGAAAUCAUUGCUUCAUGAUCCAGGCAUAAUCCCAGUCUCUGCACUGUCAUCUCUCUGCAUUGUCCAGGCCAGAGCAAUCGAUUACAGAGUAAUCCAUUUGAUCCAUCCAUAGGAUUAUGUGAUUUAUCCAUUUGGGUUUGUUUGGUUUUGCUCCCCGAUCUCUUUGAGAUUCUGCUGCUAGAGAGCUAUGCAGAAACGACAAAAAAGAGACUUCGUCUUUCUCUGUUUACCUUUCAGACAGAGAUCUGACUCAAGGAGUGACUUUGCCAAAAUCUCUUUCUUUUCUUUCUAUCUUUCUUUCUUUCUUUUUUUGCUGGAAAGACUUUUGAGCAGCUCAUACGGAGAAGACCUUGCGACGGAGCGGACGUUGCCAAAACAAGCUGUGUCUGUGAUCGAACUGUUCCUUCUCUAUAGCUUUUAUAUAAUACCAAUAAGACAAAAAACAAACAACACAAAAAAAAAAAAAAAAACGACAUUGAAAGCGGGAUUUUUAUUUUAUAAGUCAGUGGAGACCUUGAGGCCGACUUGAGACAUGUUUUAAGGAUAAACAAGGCUUUAAGGCAUCAGAUCAUUGGUUUGCCAAACUCAUUUUGUAAAUAACAGUAAUGCCAACAAUAAUGCUGAUGAUGAUGAUGAUGAUGAUAGAAAAAUGUUCAUUCUUUCUGCCGGACCUCUGUGCCAUAAAAUAGGCAGGCUUAAGUGAUGCAAGCUCAACAUGGAACCCAAGCAAUAUCUACAUGUGUCUAAAAUUCCCCUCUGUGAUUUACGUUGCUGUCGAACGUCUGUGCAUGUUUGGUUUACUUAAGUUGCGCACAUCUUUUGGAUACAACGAAGAAAAGCCGGUGGUUAAAAUACCUCAAGUGUCACAGCACGAGUCUCAUUUUUAUAUAUACUUCAAUACGAUAAUUGAACAAGUAUAGGCUUGACAGAGUUUCUUCAAAACCUAAUUUUUUUAAUUACUGGGUGUGAGUGAAAGUUAAAAGAACACAACUGAGCCUUAAACUCAUUCCAAAAGGAUACAGACUUUCCAAAAUACAUGGACUUGCAUUUCCUAAGAUACGUUUCCAAAGUGUAUGUUUUGGGUUUUUUUUCCACCAAAAAUCCUGUUACUGUAUUUAAAACUAAACAAGCAAAUAAAUAAAUAAAUAAAUAAAUAAAUAAAUAAAUAAAUAAAAAUAAUAAUAAUAAUUUGCAGUGCUGAUUACAGACUGGGUCACGUGCUCAUAACCUUGUGGUAUUUUAAUGCAGUCAGGUCUCAUUCUCAAGCUACCCUGCCAUGUGGGUUGCUAUUUAAAUUUUUUAUUUUUUUUAAUCCUUUGAUUUUAUAUGUCACCAGGCAUACCGGCGCAACCACUAAACAUGCAUGACCUCAUUCAUUUAUAUGUGCAUUCCCAAACACACACACCCAAACACACACACACACAUACACAUACUCAUAGUCAUGUUUAAAUUCACCUUAUUGACAAUUUCUUGAAAAUCGCCUUUGGCUUCACAUCCACCCAAAACUUCAAUUAAACCAAGAUCCCAAACUGCUAGUUACGUGUGUGAGUGUGAGCGAGACAGAGAGAGAGAGACAUGAGUAGCAAGUUCUCCUUGCAUUUCAUUCCACAUAAUGAUUAAUACUCCCUAUUUUAUGGCCAGUGUCCUGGUUUAAUCCGAGAGCCAUUUUGGCCCUUUAAAAGUUCAUAAACUCCACUUGGGAUAUAAUAAGAAGCUUGUGAAGCCAGGAGAAGAGACGGAGGAUCAUAAUGCUUUGACUAUGUUUCUAGACCUGUUUUAACUUUACCUCAGCUAAUGGUUUGUUAAUGUAAAAGAACGUCUUAUUUUUUAUCUCAGUGAAGAUGACAUUCUACAGUGGAUUUUUAGAUUUUUUUUUUUUUCCUCUUUGGUUUACAUAUCCCACCAAGUAAUACUGUACCAAUAAACACAUGAACAAAUUA
Molecule: messenger RNA, 4567 nt
Organism: Tachysurus vachellii
Lineage: Eukaryota; Metazoa; Chordata; Actinopteri; Siluriformes; Bagridae
Gene: dab1a
Product: DAB adaptor protein 1a
Exons: 13
Coding region: 363-1979 (538 amino acids)
Biological process (GO): lateral motor column neuron migration; ventral spinal cord development
Source: RefSeq, a predicted model, not a curated record